Magnusiomyces paraingens is the source of this 1089-nucleotide messenger RNA. RefSeq lists its product as uncharacterized. The record is from RefSeq and is a predicted model, not a curated record. The transcript is spliced from 4 exons. The coding region runs from base 1 to 1089 and encodes 362 amino acids. NCBI's taxonomy places the organism in Eukaryota, Fungi, Ascomycota, Dipodascomycetes, Dipodascales, Dipodascaceae. Gene Ontology annotation, biological process: L-ascorbic acid biosynthetic process. Gene Ontology annotation, molecular function: gluconolactonase activity; calcium ion binding.
AUGCUUUCACUACCAUCAUAUGAUAUCAAUUUAAAAGUUCCAUUUAUCUUAUGCAAUUGCAAACUUGCGGAAGGUCCUACUUAUGACUACCGUACAAAUACGCUCUUUUGGCUAGACAUUGAGCGAAAACGUGUUUACUGGGCUGAUUUUGUACAGCCAAGCGAGUCAGACUUGGAACCAAUAGAUCAGUUUUAUUUCGUUGUAGUGCCUGAGAGUGUCACGGUUUUAGGGUUAACUGAUACUCCAGGGAUUUUUGUAGUAGGAGCGAAGCGUGGGUAUGCUAAACUGGAUCUGACCAAGGAAAUCAAGUUAUCGAAAACUCCAGAAUAUGUCAAGCGGCAUAUUGGGGAUGUCAAUAUCAAGUAUAUUGAAGUAGUACAUGAGAAUGAAGAUUCGUAUCUUCGUUUUAAUGAUGGUGCUGUUGAUGGUGCUGGUCGGUUUUACGCUGGUAGCAUGGUCGAUACUGGAAACAAGCUUGCACCUGUUGGAAAAUUGUACUCUUUGACUCUGAAUGGCAAGGACCCCUACGUGUCAAAAAUCAUUGAGGACGUCACCAUCCCGAACGGCUUUGGAUUUAGCCCCGAUAACAAAAUUGUAUAUUUCACAGACUCACCAACAAGCACAAUAUUCCAGUUUGACUAUGAUAUUGAGACAGGAACUUUAUCUAAUAGACGGCCUUUUGUUACUAUAAAAUUGCCCAACCUUGAUGCUCCUGAGCCUGAUGGCUUGACAGUAGCGGAAGAUGGAUCAGUAUGGACGGCCAUUUGGCAAAGCUCAAGGUUGCAUAGGUAUUCAGCGGCUGGUGAGCUUCUACAAGAGUACGUUUUCCCCUCGGCGACACGAAUUACAUGUCCGACAUUUGCGGGUGUUAAUCUUGAUUAUUUGGUUGUGUCUACUGCCAGUCUUCAUCUUGCUCAAGAUGGAAGCAUUGAGGAGGAAGACGAGGAAGAAGAGCAAGAAGAGGAAGAGAAAGAAAGAAAAUCGAUUGCCUUUGAAACUGAUGAUUCGCUUGAUCUUGGUGGGAACUUAUUUAUUGUGAAGGUUUGCGAUACUAGAGGAUUAAAGAAAAACGUUAUGAUCCUUAGUUAG